UAAGCAAUCAUAAGUCACCUCUAUAUAAGGAGAUCCUCAUGUGAGGUUUUCUUAUACCAACCUUUCUCAGCAAUCUUAUUAACUUCCCUUCAAGGAUCCACCAAGAGAGAGAGAGGGAGAUGGGUGAGAAAGAGCACAAGAGCCUAAAAAAGGUGACAAAAUUCCUACUUUCAAUUUCAUUUCUCUCUUUGUUAUUAACUCAAUUUUCUUGGCUUUAUAUUUUCCAUUCCUUGAAGUUCUACCUCUCAACAUUACCCUUUCAAUUGUACACACACUCCAUAGACAAGAAUUGCAUGUUCCUCCUAUGCAAUGGACUCCUAGUCUUCGUGGCAAAAGACUUUGGCUUGAUCAAUUUUUCAAAACCCAAGUCUAAAUCAAACCAUACCCAUGAACCCAUCAAGGAUUAUCUAACUACUCACCCACAACCUCAUGAGAUUGAGGUAUCACAAGAGAUUUCAUUGGAGGAUAGUACUAAUCAAAAUGCACUAGUGAAUGAUCAAGAACAUGAUCAUUUGUACAUGAAUCAAGAGGAUGUGAUUGUGAGAAUUCCAACCCAAGAGUUGAUGAUUGCUGAGGAUGGUGAAGAACAAGAAGGAGAUCAUGAUCAAAGUGGGUUUUUGUCCACAAAGUGGGUUCUUGUGGAUGAAGAUGGAGGAGAAGAAGAGAAAAGAGUACCACAUAGUGGAUUUUCCCACAAUAUUGAAGGAGACCAAGAAGAAGAAGAAGCAGAAGAACUCAACAAGAAAUUUGAAGAGUUCAUUAGGAAGAUGAAGGAGGAACUAAGGAUUGAAGCAAGAAAAAAGCUAGUUAUGGCUUAGUGACAUGAUACACCUUAUUAAGUCAAGACUAUAGUUUGAAAUAUAGUAAUGUUUUGUAAAAUAAUUAUAUAUACAAUCUUUUUUUAUGCA
Tripterygium wilfordii is the source of this 908-nucleotide messenger RNA. RefSeq lists its product as uncharacterized. The transcript has a single exon. Lineage: Eukaryota; Viridiplantae; Streptophyta; Magnoliopsida; Celastrales; Celastraceae. Bases 120 to 818 code for a protein of 232 amino acids. The record is from RefSeq and is a predicted model, not a curated record.